Egretta garzetta (little egret) is the source of this 6294-nucleotide messenger RNA. RefSeq names its product tRNA methyltransferase 1 like (gene TRMT1L). Bases 2522 to 4561 code for a protein of 679 amino acids. NCBI's taxonomy places the organism in Eukaryota, Metazoa, Chordata, Aves, Pelecaniformes, Ardeidae. The record is from RefSeq and is a predicted model, not a curated record. Gene Ontology annotation, molecular function: RNA binding. Gene Ontology annotation, biological process: tRNA N2-guanine methylation. Gene Ontology annotation, cellular component: nucleus. The transcript has 15 exons.
GGGUCGCCCUUUCCUCCCUCUAAUGAAAUUCAGUUUGCUGCUGUUGUUAAUCUUUUAUUAUUUCAAGCCGCGGUGCACGAGGUCCCGUUCCCAACCGGGGCCUGCUGGAGGCGGGAUGGGGACGCGGCGUGUGCCACGCGCCUCUGCCCCGCGCCUUGUCUCCUCGCUGUUUCAUGCCAAACGUGUUUAAACUGCUUGUGCCCGCUUUCCAGCCGCGCCAAAUGUGGCAUUGGUGCCAGUUGUUUGCCACUGAAGUCUUACAGCUGAAGCGAACUGGCUCUUUUAAUUUAAAAAAAAAAAAAAGUAUAAUUUAGGCUUUUUGAAGCAUUAUGUUUAUGUAUAAUCAGUGAUUCCCGAUUGGCAUUUUAAAAAUCCUGUGAUCUUACAGUUUGCUUUUCUGAAUUAUUUAGUGUGAAAGUUCACCUCUUCGUGUAGAUGUAUAUAUAAACUGUAUGUACAUAUACGCAUACUCUCUUCUUCAUUUUAACCCAUACACUUCCUCUGAAGAUGCAGACAGUCCAACUCUGGUGGACUUCGGUCACUGCUAUGCUCUCACUAUGCAUUUUUGUAACAGUGUUAACCAGUUUUUCUCACAGCACAUGCAGUCAUAAUCAUUGUUCUUCUUACAGAUUCCUUACCAAAAAAUCCUUUUACUCCAUUUUCUUUCUGUUUUUCUACUUGUAACGUAUGUAGAAACUAAUACCAGGCACCCUGCAAUUUUUUAAUUGAGAAGUAGGCAUGAAAUACAAGUCUGUCUCCAGGUGAGUUGUCAGCUUAAAAAUAGAUGUGUCAGAAGUACAGCAGUGCUGUCUGAGUAGAAAUGGUGGUCUUGAUAAGGUAGGUAGAAUAAUUUUGCUCUGUGCUGCUGUCUUUCUAAAGAAUUUCUCUUAUCCCUGUCUUCUGAUAUUCCUUCCAUUUCUUCCCUCUGUUGUGGUUUUUUUUUUUUUUUUUUUUUUUUUAAUAAUAGCAAAGAUUUGUAUCCAACUGCAAUGUUUAAAAGCAAACAAACAAAAAAACCCGGGGGAAUUGUAAGAACUGCUGUAAGAACCUUCCAGCCCUUAUUCUGUCUUCAGGAGUGGCCAGGAGUAGAUGGCUAGGGAAGGCUAGCAGAAAAGAGCAACCAUAUAUUACUGCAUCCUCCAGAAAUAGAUUCGAACACAAACCAGUUUGUUACUCCCUAUUUUCUUGAGCCAAAGGCCAUGUCUUUGUGUUUAAAAUCCCAUAGUGGAUUUCUCUUCCGUAAAAUUCUCACUUUGGCACUCGCAGGCUGGUAGCAUCUGCAGCAGCCUGUGGCAGGGAGGUCUGCAGCGUUAACAGUAGGUCGUGCAGAGAACAUUCUGCUCUGAAUUUCCAGCUGAUACCUCCAUUUGUUGCAACCCAGUUUUUGUGUUGGAAUAGGCAAUGAGUGGUUGACUUCUGUGCUCUCUCUGCAUCUCAUGAUUUUAUAGACAUCUGUCAUAUCCAGGCUGAAAAGUCAUAGCCUGCCCUGUUACUUCUUAAUAGCUAAGAAGUGAUGCCAUAGUUUUGUUAUUUCUUGUCACCUUUUUUCAAAACUUUCCUAGUUCUACCGUGUCCCUUUGAAGCUUGGGGGAUCAGGGGCAAUACCGUUCAAUAUGCAGGCUGAGCAGAACUUUCUGCAUCCUUUCCUAAUGUCAGCUUGUGGGGGGAGGCACCCAUUGCUUCUGAGGAUUUGUACCUCUUCCUUUCAUCACAACUAUUAUUUUAAAAUUCCAAGGUGGUAGUCCUGACUGGUGAUGUUCAGCUCAAAAGUCCAUCCAUUCAUAUCUAAAAUCAAAAUUUUUUUUUUUUCCCCCAAGUCCACCACUUGACUAUUUUUUGUCAUUUUAUUGCUCAGUCACUCAGCCUCUUAAUUCCUUUUGAAAUUCUUCAGUAGGCCCAUAGGUGUGGUACCCCAGGUAAGUCAUUCAUGUGCAAAUGCUGAUGGCACCAGCACUUAACCAUCAUCAUGGCCCCUGAUGAUAGCAAAUUCCUUCCUUACUCCCCUCCUUUUUUCUGAUUGUUCAACUAGUCCUAAACAGUUCUAAAUUUCCUUUUCAAACUUUCUUAGCAGCUAGUAUAUUGUUAUGUGUAUUUGGACGUCCUCCUUGCCUGCUUUGUCUUGCUAGCACUGCAUUUUGCCAGAAGAUAAUACGUAAAUAUUACUUUGUUAACUUAAAACAUCUGAUGAUACAGAUGGGCGAAUAGUCUCGUCGGUCCGGGAUGGCAUUAUUUCACAGUGGUUUCCAAGGAUAAGCGAUAAUUAAGCUCUUAUUCUCCAACAUACUGUUUAUAAUUUUUUUUUUUCUCCUUCACACUUGUAGUCAUUUUUGUCUGUUAGAAGCACCAAAUUAUUGGAAACAAAUGAACAUAUUUGCAUAAUUCGGUCAUAUCAACAACACUUACAUUUUUUCGUUUGUUUGUUUGAUUUUGUUAAGAUGGUGUGGUUGUCUCCGGAAAAGUAAAAAGCAACAAUUUGGAUGUGGAAGUUACCGGGUCAGAAUUGGAAACUGAAGAAAAAGGAAUGGAGGAAGAAUCCACAAGGGAAUCCGAUAGCAACAUUUUGGAUGUAUCAUCUGAAUAUCCAAGAGAGAAACAUAUUUCAAUUCAAAGACAUCUUGCUGAUCUAGAGAAACUAGCUGACCUGAAAGAAGAUGAAAAGAAGCCUUGUCCGUUGUGUCCUGAGGAGAAAUUCAAGGCUUGCUAUAGUCAUAAACUCCAUCGUCACCUUCAGAAUUUGCACUGGAAAGUUUCUGUUGAAUUUGAAGGGUACAGAAUGUGCAUCUGCCACUUACCUUGUCAUCCAGUAAAACCAAACCUCACUGGAGACCAGACAUUUUCAAAGAUGGGAGCCCAUUACCAUUGUAUCAUCUGUUCAGCAACUAUUAUGCGAAGAACUGACAUGAUCGGUCAUAUUAAUCGUCAUGUGAAUAAAGGAGAAACUGAAUCAAGGUUUGUUACAGUUCCUGCUCCCAAGUCUUCUUAUGAAGUGCUGAAAGAGUCAGCCACAGAUGUGCAGGUUCUUCCCAACCACUCCACACCCCAUAAAACAGAUUCCUAUUUUAAUCCUAAAAUGAAACUCAACAGGCAAUUGAUAUUCUGCGCACUAGCUGUUCUAGCUGAGGAACGUAAACCGAUAGAAUGUUUGGAUGCUUUUGGUGCCACUGGUAUAAUGGGAUUACAAUGGGCAAAGCAUCUCAGAAGUUCUGUGAAAGUUACGAUUAAUGAUUGUAAUGAAAAUUCUGUGACAAUGAUUCAGGAAAACUGCCAUUUAAACAAAAUGAAGGUGAAACUGAACACUAAGGAAGAAGACAAUGAUGAAGCUAUGGGAGAUGGAGAACAAAAUACUGACACCAUUGAGGUGACAAAAAUGGAUGCCAAUGUUAUAAUGCAUUUGAGAUCAUUUGAUUUUAUCCAUUUGGACCCCUUUGGAACUUCUGUGAAUUAUCUGGAUUCUGCCUUUAGAAAUGUGAGAAAUCUUGGAAUUGUGUCACUGACGUCCACAGACAUCAGUUCUCUGUAUGCAAAGGCUCAACACGUUGCCCUGCGUCAUUAUGGAUGUAACAUUGUCAGAACAGAGUACUACAAGGAGCUGGGAGCCAGAAUAGUAAUUGCUGCUGUGACAAGAGCUGCAGCUCGCUGUAACAAAGGCAUUGAAGUUUUACUCGCAGUAGCUCUGGAACAUUUUGUUCUAGUAGUGGUCAGAGUUUUAAGGGGACCAUCUCCUGCAGAUGAUGCAGCAAAGAAAGUAAGAUACCUCAUCCAUUGCCAGUGGUGUGAAGAGAGAAUUUUCCAGAAAGAGAGUAAUAUGGUAGAAGAAAACCCUUAUCAGCAGCUGCCUUGUGAUUGUCACGGCAGCAUGCCUGGGAAGACAGCAGUAGUUCUUGGUCCUCUCUGGUCAGGAGCCCUCUUUAACACUGGAUUCCUCAGAAGAAUGCUGUUUGAGGCUGUCCAGUAUGGUUUGGAUGAAGUUCAGCCACUUUUGAAGACAUUAGUUUGCGAAGCUGAGUGCACAACUUCAAAACAUUUUUCUACCCAUAGUCCCUAUGAUGAGAACAAACAAGAAGAGUGUGGCGUAUAUAUUAAAACACCAAAUACUUCUGCAGAAUCCUACUUGGUACAUGGAAAAAGAAAAAGUGAAGAAGUGAUUCGAAAUGCAGCCAAGCGACAAAAAUCUGAGAACAGUGCUGAGCACCCUGCAUUUUACUACAAUAUCCACAGACACAGUAUUAAAGGAAUGAACAUGCCAAAGUUAAAUAAGUUCUUAAACUAUCUCUCUGAAGCUGGAUACAGAGUAAGCAGAACCCACUUUGAUCCCAUGGGAGUUCGCACGAACGCGCCCUUGGCGCAGUUUAAGACUAUUCUUAUGAAGUACAGCACUCCCACUUACACGGGGGGGCAGGCGGAAGGCCCUGUCCAUCUGGCUGAAGAUCUCCAGGCAGGAGAGCAGCUUCAAGCUCCUGCAGACGGCAAGGCAGAAGAUGCAGAGUUUCUGGAAGACAAAUCUGGAGUUGCUGCCACCAUGUUCACAGAAGCCUACCCUACUCACUGUGCAGCUGACUAAUGCAAAUCCUUUUGUUCAUAGAUCAGGAUAUUACAGACUUGCAAGCACACCCUGUUCAAGUAAGCCAGCACUUCCUACCAAACUGGAUUUUGAAAAUUUGAGUUGCCUGCUAUUUUAAUUUGAAGAGAUGGUUUAGAAUUAUUUAGCAGAACUCACCCCUGAUCGCAGCAUGUGUGGUCAAGAUACUGUUACUGGGAGAAGGUCUCUGAGACAGUUACUUGAUUUAAUGCUCACAUCCACUUUCACACUGAGGCAUUGUGACUGCUCCCGCAUCUUUGUUAAAGCCUUAUUGCUAGCACAGAAUCCAGAAGGGUGGAUGGGGCCAAAAGUCUUACGCAUUUCUGAACGUGAGGUUAAUAUGAAACAGAAUAUUCCUAAAACAAAUCAUUCCUAAAGCCUGACUGACUGCAAUUCAGAGGGAUGUCAUGUUAAGAUGGUAACACAGGAUAAAAUGUGAUCUGAGUUUAAGCAAGCCAGGAGGUCCUGAUGGUGCACUUCCAACUCCAGAUUCCACAUGUAAUUUGGCAGUCAAUUCUGGUUUCAUAGUUCUGCCUGCAAGCAAGGACCCUAACACAAGUGAGAAUGGAAAGGAAUGGUUCCAGACUGUUACUGAAACUUCAGUUUAUAACCAAACUUUAGUGAGUUGUGUUAGUCACCCUAGGUAGUUACUUGUUCAGAUUACAUUUGGUUGCGUACUGCAAAAAGGUACAGUGACAAGGCACCACAAGUUGAAGUUCUAGGUAAAGUUUUGCUAUGACUUUGUCAAUGACACAAUCUUAGCUGUUAAACAGAUCUCUUCUGAACGAGCAAAGAUGCUGUUUGUUGGUAGUCGGUUCUGGUUUUCCUUAAAUACAUGGCAGCAUUUCAGCCAAAUAAGCUUGACUUUGUCCUUUCUUUCCCCCAAACUUUGUUCAGAUACCUCCCUGUAUUUCACUUGAAUCGGGAACAACUAUCACAAUUGAAGUAAUUGUUCUAGUUUUUCACAGGUUUGGUGUUUAGCCUGACCCCCAGUGUUAGCUUUACCUAAGAGCCGAAUAUGAGGGGCUAUUCUUACUUGUCCAUCUCAAACGUCACGGCAAGGGUAUCGCUUCUCUCAUUGGAGUGCCAACCAAGAGUAACGUGACUGAUGCGCUCCUGAUUAUGCAAAGCCUCCUAAGCUCCUGUCAGGCCAGAAUUAAGUUACUGCCUCUUAUACCAUCUUAAAUUCAGGACUGCUUUGGUAAUGAGUUAUUUUCAUUCUGUCCUAAUUUAAAAAAAAAAAAAAAGAAAGACACUACUAAAGGCAUAAUAGAUAGUUUGUUGCUGUGUAACUGCUGAUGUGCUAAGUUUCCUUCAGAAAUUUAGUGCUUGCUCUUCCUUUUCCAAGGGUAAGUUGGGAUCAAAUUGGAAAGAUAAAUGCAGGGAGAAAGAAAAGUUUGUGAUCCCUGGUUGUUUUGAAUUAAGGGGUUUUUUGGUUUGUUUUUUUUUUUUUUUUUUUAAGUGGAGAAACUGUAGGAAGGCUUUGCUUGCAGAUAACACUGUUCAGUGUUAACGUAAGUAAGUGGGAUAGAAUCAGUCAUAAAGUCAGUUAACUGGAGCAAAAGACAGUGUUCCAGUUAAAACUUUCUUUUUAGCCUACUUUAUUGUAACUAACUGAAGCCUGUUGUGGGAAAUAUUUUUGAUUACUUUUAUAGCUCCUCCUAAGGAACAGGAGGUAUCGUGCAUAUUUUACAAGUCAAGGCAACUAUUCCUUG